AGUUUCCCAAAAUUUGAAAGAAAAGGAAAGAAAGAAACCUGAUCGGUGACUGUAGUUCUUCACACAAUCUUGGAACUGUCAAUUUGACGAAAGGGACAAUGCAGCAAUGCCCUAACUAAAUCCUUUCAUUAGCUUCAUUUCAUUCACUGACCAUCACUCCUUUCGAUUUUUUGCAAUCCAUUGAGCUCAAGAAAGGAGAUUAAAGCAGUAGCGGAGGCAAUGGCGAUCACUGGCGGCGGAGGCGGCUAUGGAGGAAAGAUUUUCAAGUCAAAGAUAUGACAGCCACGAAUUCUUUCACACAAGGUGAUGUUAUAGUCCGUUGUUUUGUUUGGAUUCAAUCGAAGGACAUUCAAGCUUUUUUAGGCAUUUCAACGCUGAUCGCCGGAGCUACCUUCAGUGAUCAUUGUGUGCACAUGGCGUUAUUGUACAAGAGUCUGAGUAGGAGAGUCCUACAUACAUCUGCAGCUAUGAAAAGAAGAAUCACAACAGAUGCCCGUCAGAUUUUAAUGUCUCCACCUCUCAUAUCCAUUGAUUUUCCUGAUAUUUGGACUAGUUCCAGCUGUUCUGAUUAUUCUUCCAUCACAACAUCGUAUGACAACCUACAGAAUGCAACAGUAAUUGAUGGUAGAGUGAUUGCUGAGGAAAUUACAUCAGGAAUAACUAGUGAGGUGAAGAGGAUGAAGAACUCUACUGGAAACGUUCCUGGCUUGGCUGUAAUCAUGGUUGGCCAAAGAAGGGACUCACAGACUUAUGUUCGUAACAAAAUAGCUGCAUGUGAAGAAGCUGGGAUCAAGUCAGAGAUUUCUAAUUUGCCUGAAAAUUGUACAGAAGAUCAAGUUCUUAGUGCUUUGUCACGUUUUCAUGAAGAUCCAUCUAUUCAUGGUAUACUUGUGCAGCUUCCUCUACCGCAACAUUUGGAUGAGGGGAAAAUCUUGAACUCUGUGCACCUAGAAAAAGAUGUUGACGGAUUUCAUCCGCUUAACAUGGGGAAUCUUGCCAUGAGGGGUAGGGAACCACUUUUCUUACCCUGCACUCCCAAAGGCUGCAUCGAGUUGUUGAUCAGAUCCGGUGUAGAAAUCGCAGGGAAGAGGGCUGUGGUGAUUGGAAGAAGUAAUAUUGUUGGAUUACCCACGUCUUUGCUGUUGCAGAGGCACCAUGCUACUGUGAGUAUUGUGCAUGCAUUUACUAGAAAUCCUGAACAGAUUGCUCGAGAAGCUGACAUAGUGGUUGCUGCUGCUGGAGUUCCCAAUUUGGUUCGUGGUAGUUGGCUUAAACCUGGUGCAGUAGUUAUUGACGUGGGGACUAAUCCAAUUGAGGAUCCUAGCUGUGAGUAUGGGUAUCGACUAAUAGGAGAUGUUUGCUACGAAGAGGCAUCAAGGGUUGCAUCUGCUAUUACACCAGUCCCCGGCGGAGUCGGACCUGUGACGGUUGCUAUGCUCUUACUCAACACACUUGAAUCCGCCAAACGAGCACUUAACUUUACAUAACUCGAUGUUUAUUUGGACAUGAUGUGCUCUUUCUGUGGUUUUGGUUUCAUUGACACAUUCAUCUGUUGGUGGUCGUAAAUUUUGUAGCAUCAUGACCUUGUUUCCAUGUUGGAAUUGUUCAACUGAACCAAUCAACCUUAGAGGCUUGACGAGUUGAACUUUUCCCUAUACCUUCUUUCUAUAUUUUUAAGUUUUCCUAUGCUCUCUUUCUAAAUAAAUUGCACUUCUAAUC
Molecule: messenger RNA, 1719 nt
Organism: Benincasa hispida (wax gourd)
Lineage: Eukaryota; Viridiplantae; Streptophyta; Magnoliopsida; Cucurbitales; Cucurbitaceae
Product: Amino acid dehydrogenase family protein
Biological process (GO): tetrahydrofolate interconversion
Cellular component (GO): cytosol
Molecular function (GO): methenyltetrahydrofolate cyclohydrolase activity; methylenetetrahydrofolate dehydrogenase (NADP+) activity
Source: RefSeq, a predicted model, not a curated record